Aspergillus sclerotioniger CBS 115572 is the source of this 2324-nucleotide messenger RNA. RefSeq lists its product as uncharacterized. The record is from RefSeq and is a predicted model, not a curated record. Lineage: Eukaryota; Fungi; Ascomycota; Eurotiomycetes; Eurotiales; Aspergillaceae. The coding region runs from base 501 to 2324 and encodes 607 amino acids. The transcript is spliced from 2 exons.
CUCAGCAUGGCCCGAACUCGAAGCAGGUGAUCAGAUAAGUAACAGAAUUCAAGAGCACAUGAUCCUAACAUCAGUUAUCUCCUGUAUCCACUAGUGGGGCGCUGAUGUCUAGUGUGUUAUCAUGACACUACAAAUAACUCGUGAUUCUACUUAUCAAGAUAAGUAAGCGUGUGGCAUGCUUGUAAUCCUACUAGUUGUAGUGCUGUCACAUGAUGCUGGCAUGUACAUGCUGGCCGCGACAGCGGACAGCGGAUUGACACAUGACAGGCGGGGAAGAGCCAGCUAGAAUGCAUUCCUAGAAGCUGUGACACGCCACCGAUGUAUUCUGGCCUCCUGAGUCCACUUUAUGUUGGUGCCGAUAUAUGAGGUAUAGGAAUGCCGCAACCCCUACAGUCAAGUGCUACUAAUAUAUUCCGUGACCUUGGAAUGAGGCACUGGAUCUGGAAGAAAUUAUACCAAAGGGGGCUCCGUGGCUGUUCAUCAUUGCCAAAGACAAAGAGAUGUCUCAUCGGAGUACUACAUCAGAUAAAAGGGUUAGGAGGUUUCUGCCUGAACCUAUCGAAACAUCAUCACGCAGUUCCCGAGUUCACCAGGUGAAGUUGUCAUCUCGAGAACUCAAUCCACUCAAGCAGAGGUGUCUUCGGGCCCCUAAGACAAAAUCAAACUUGUCUCAACAAAGUAAUGACUUCGAAGCUGUGAGGCGGAACCAGCCUUCCGAAAACGGGACCACCCAAACAUCUUUCCAACGGUCGAGGGAUAGGCAUCUGCAGGCCAGACUAGGAGAAUCUCACCUUCAGGAACAGAGGAGCUCCGUGCUUUCACAUCCGAGAAAAUUUCAACCACAACUCGUGGAAACAGAGAAACGUUCGUUUCGUCGACAGCAGACGCAGCAUACUUUAUCCUUUGAAGAAAGUAUACCGGGAGUACCCCGGGUCUCAAACAAUAUCAAUAUCGUUAGGGACCCGCCUGCAGACGAUGCAUCUGACGUCUCUAGAGAAUCGCCAUUCUCAUACAUGAGUCUGCAACAACGCCAGGAAACCAGGAGGCAUUCCUUUCGAGUUCCCGACCUCCCUGCAAUCCCCUCUAGCUGCAGCGAGGCUUCUGAUGCCUCCGGAUGCUCGGUAGCACACGGAUCGCACCCUACCCUCCUUCUCCAACGUGCUCCGAAAUCGGAAAACAACCCGCAAUCCCACCACGGAAACGAAUACUCGGAAUAUGUGCUAGCUCUAGCGACCCGCUCUGCAGAAAAACAACUUGAAGAACAGGCACUUGCGGCCUUCCCAAAUGAACAAGUCUAUCAGCCAGUGGAUCAUUUUGCCAUUGACAAAGAAGAUGAGGACAGUGUGAACGAGGACGAGCUACAAGUCCGCACAAGAUUGUUCCCAUCAGGCAAACACCGGCGGGCAUCAUCUGCAGAUCUGCCAUGGGAACUCGAGUACUUGCGCAGACAUAAGGAGGAAGCCGAGAUGUGUGAUCGUGCAAUGGCCGGAACAAAAAGGUUACAUUUUCCAUCUAUUGAUCGUCGUUCUUUCGAUGGAGCCACCCAGUCUUGUGGAAACUGGACUACCGGUUUUGGGUUACCACAAACAAAACAAGGUCCCAGCCCACCGAUGCUUGGAGAUGAUCUUGUCUUUCCACAAAGUUUCUCUCCAGAGACCACAAUAUGUGAGAGCAAUAGUACUGAACAUAAAUACCCACAGGACAAGUCGUAUCACCCCCCCGGGCUUUGGUACGCGAAUUCUCAUCUCUUCGAUAAUUGUGAUGGUGGUGGACUUUGGAUGGGGACGUGCAGAUCCAGCAAAUUUCCUGAUUCUGAAGACUCGCGGUCGGUGUGCAUGCGUGUGAGUGGAGAUGCCGGGGAGCCUACUCCUAAAUGCUCAACCGGGACGCUCACAGAACACGAAAAGCCGCCGCCCGUUUACUCCAGGGAAGUCCAAGCCUCCAUGCACACGAAUCAGCAUAUCAGCAAAGACGAGGACCUGGAUCGUGAACUCAAUGAUAGCGUUGUUACUCAGAUAUACAAUUAUCUGUCCCUGGGCUAUCCAUGUGUUGCUCGCUAUUAUGAUUAUGAACUCAGUAUUGUUUCCGGUAUCCCUGUCGCUGAUCUUAGGCGCGAUGAUCUAAAGACAGAUGCCAAAGGUUAUGUCAGCAUAAUGAGCGGGAAUUCAAUGGACAAAAGGGUAGCAAAAGGGGGUUGCAUGCGUUGGAUUGCCUUGCGUUUAUACAUACAAGAGUGGGCUAGGAAGCGGCCCAGGAUGACUGAAGGUGAUGGCGAUCAUGGAACAUGGGGGGUCUGUGAACGAAAGGGCAGUUGGGCGAUUUGA